This is a messenger RNA of Salvelinus sp. IW2-2015, 5149 nucleotides long. Its product is annotated as protein polybromo-1. Gene Ontology annotation, molecular function: chromatin binding; protein binding. Gene Ontology annotation, biological process: chromatin remodeling; transcription elongation by RNA polymerase II. Gene Ontology annotation, cellular component: RSC-type complex; SWI/SNF complex. The record is from RefSeq and is a predicted model, not a curated record. NCBI's taxonomy places the organism in Eukaryota, Metazoa, Chordata, Actinopteri, Salmoniformes, Salmonidae.
GGCUGUGUCUUCACUGCUGCUAGGUUCACACWAAUUUUUUCUCUCAAAAUUGUCAGCUUUCGCGAAUGGUUUGCAUUCUCUUCUACAUAUUAAGGUAUUAGACUCAUGGGCUCAAAAAGGAGAAGGGCUACGUCCCCCUCUAGUAGUGUCAGUGGGGGGGACUUUGACGAUGGACAGCCUUCAUCCUCAGCAUCUUCGGUAGGUCGGAAAAGGAGAAGAACCUCAAACAUUCCCACUGUUGAUCCAAUUGCAGUAUGCCAUGAAUUGUACAACACAAUCAGAGAUUAUAAGGAUGACCAGGGAAGAAUGUUAUGUGAGCUGUUCAUAAGAGCACCCAAGAGACGGAAUCAAUCGGAUUACUAUGACGUUGUGACUCAGCCCAUUGACAUGAUGAAGAUCCAGCAGAAGCUGAAGAUGGAGGAGUACGAUGAUGUGGAGCAGAUAACGGCUGACUUUCAGCUCUUAUUCAACAAUGCAAAGGCGUACUACAAGUCGGAUUCUCCAGAGUACAGAGCAGCCUGCAAGCUGUGGGACCUCUACCUGCGUACCAAGAAUGAGUUUGUUCAGCGGGGGGAUUAUGAUGACGAUGAUGAGGACGGGGAUGAUGCACAAAAUAAUCCUGGAGGGUCAAAUGAGGAUGAGAAUGCACCCAAUUGCCUGAAGGAGGUCCUUGAGCAGCUGCUGGAUGCUGUGGUGACAUUCUCCGAGCCCUCAGGGCAUCUAGUCAGUGAUCUAUUCCAGAAACUGCCCUCAAAAGUGCAAUACCCAGACUAUUAUGCCAUAAUAAAGGACCCAAUAGAUCUGAAAAUCAUUGCCCAGAAGAUACAGAUGAGCCACUACAGAAGUGUUGGUGCCAUGGCAAAAGACAUAGAUCUUCUGGCUAAGAAUGCCAAAAUGUACAAUGAGCCUGGGUCACAAGUUUUUAAGGAUGCCAACACCAUCAAAAAGGUCUUUGCACAGAGAAAGACAGAAAUUGAGCAUGCUGAACCAAUCAAGUCCAGUAUUCGCAUCAGGAACAGAAGGUCAGCCCAGGGAGACCGGCUCUCGGCUAUUACCAUGGCUCUUCAGUAUGAUAGUGAUGACGAUGGCAUUCUGGCUGGGUCUGUCCACUAUGACGAGGGGGAGUCAGAGGCAGAGAGCAUGCACCACAGCAUGGACAUGAGUAACCCCAUCUUCCAGCUGUACGAGGCUGUGCGUGGCGGCAGGAACAGCCAGGGCCAGCUCAUCUCCGAGCCCUUCCUCCAGCUGCCCUCCAGGAAAGACUACCCAGACUACUUCCAGCAGAUCAGCCAGCCCAUCUCCCUGCACCAGAUUAGGAACAAGAUGAAGAACAACGAGUAUGAGAGUGUUGAUCAGCUAGACGCCGACCUCACUCUGAUGUUUGAGAACGCCAAGCGCUACAAUGUGCCUCAUUCCUCUAUCUAUAAGCGUGUGCUGAAACUCCAGCACAUUCAGCAGCUAAAGAGAACAGAGCUAUUGAGGAGGGAGGACGACAGCAUGGAUGGGGACAGCAUGCUCUCUUCUACCAUGUCUGAUACUGGCAGCACUAAGAGGAAGAGCCAUAAGAAGAACACCAAGAAGAACCGGAUGAAAGCCCUGUACUCCGCAGUGACGGAGGCCCGGGAGAUGGGCACAGGCCGGAGGCUCUGUGAGCUCUUCAUGAUCAAGCCUUCCAAGAAGGACUACCCGGACUACUACAAGAUCAUCCUGGAGCCCGUGGACCUGAGGAUCAUUGACCACAACAUCCGCUCUGAGAAGUACAUGACAGAGGAAGCUCUGCUGGAGGACAUGAAGCUCAUGUUCCGCAACGCACGCCACUACAACGAGGAGGGCUCACAGGUCUAUAACGAUGCCAACGUCCUGGAGAAAGUCAUAAAAGACAAACGGAGGGAUCUUGGCCCAACGCCUGACGAUGAUGACAUGUCACCAAAGUUGAAAAUAAGGAAGAGUGGCAUCACGCCUAAGAAAUCCAAGUACCUGACCCCCCUGCAGCAGAAGCUGAACGAGCUGUACGAGGCGGUGAAGAACUUCACAGACAAGCGUGGCCGCCGCCUCAGCACCAUCUUCCUGCGGCUUCCGUCGCGCGCCGAACUGCCCAACUACUACAUCGCCAUCAAGAAGCCCGUGGACAUGGAAAAGGUCAGGAGCCACAUGCUGGCCAACAAGUACCAGGAUGUGGACGCGCUAGUGGAGGACCUGGUGCUGAUGUUCAACAAUGCCUGCACCUACAACGAGCCAGAGUCUCUGAUCUACCGCGACGCUCUUGUGCUGCAYCGUGUUCUGCUGGAGACCCGCCGGGACCUGGAGGGAGGCGAGGACGCCCACGUGCCCGACGUGGCCCGCCUCAUCCAGGAGCUCAUCCGCAGCCUCUUCGUCUCCGUGCUUGGUCACCAGGACGACGAGGGGCGUUGCUACAGCGACUCGCUGGCUGAGAUCCCCGCUACUGACCCCAGCAGCCCCGACAGACCGCCGCUCAACUUUGAGAUCAUCAGAGCUAACGUGGACCGGGGACGCUACAAGAGACUGGACGUGUUUCAGGAUCACAUGUUUGAGGUGCUGGAGAAGGCCAGGCGCAUGCACAGGACGGACUCUGAGAUCUUUGAGGAUGCGGUGGAGCUGCAGCAGUUCUUCAUCCGGAUCCGAGAUGAGCUGUGUAAGAAUGGAGAGAUCCUGCUCACCCCCGCCCUCAGCUACACCUCCAAACACCUGCACAGCGACGUGGAGAAGGAGAAGAAGGAGAAGCUGCCCAAGGAGAUAGAGGAGGACAAGCUCAAGAGGGAGGAGGAGAAAAAAGAAGCUGAGAAGAGUGAGGACCCUGCUGGAGGGGCGUGGCAGUCUGGUCUCCAGCGUACCUACAGCCAGGACUGCAGCUUCAAAGACAGCAUGUACCACGUGGGAGACUAUGUGUACGUGGAGCCUGCUGAGCCCAACCUGCAGCCGCAUAUCGUCUGCAUUGAGCGCCUGUGGCAGGAUGAUGCAGGUGAGAAGUGGCUGUAUGGCUGCUGGUUCUACAGGCCGAAUGAAACCUUCCAUCUUGCUACACGCAAGUUCCUGGAGAAGGAGGUCUUCAAGAGCGACUACUUCAACAAGAUUCCUGUCAGCAAGAUACUGGGCAAAUGUGUUGUCAUGUUUGUUAAGGACUACUUUAAGCUUCACCCAGAGGGCUUCAGGGCAGACGAUGUGUAUGUCUGUGAGUCUCGCUACUCAGCCAAGACCAAGUCCUUCAAGAAGAUCAAGAUGUGGACCAUGCCCCUGAGCUCCGUUAGGUUUGUCCCUCGGGGCGUACCGUUGCCUGUAGUCCGGGUUGCAUCCAUGUUUGCCCCUAAGCAAGAAGAAGAGAAGCCUGCAGAGAUACAAGAAGAGGGCAAAGCCUUGGACACUAUGGAUAAGGAGAGGGAGGAUGUAAUCCUGGACAUGACCAAUGGGGAGCCAGGCUGCCAGUACUAUGAGCAGCUCUGCUACAAUGACAGCUGGCUGAAAGUGGGAGACUGCAUCUAUAUUCGCUCACAUGGACUAGUGCGCCACCGAGUAGGCAGGAUUGAGAAGAUGUGGAUGCGUGACGGAGCGGCCUACUUCUUUGGGCCCAUUUUCAUCCACCCAGAGGAGACAGAACACGAGCCCACCAGGAUGUUCUACAAGAAGGAAGUGUUCCUUAGCAACCUGGAGGAGUCUUGCCCCAUGACCUGUAUCAUAGGGAAGUGUGCGGUGUCCUCCUUCAAGGAGUACCUUUCGUGCCGGCCCACUGAAGUGCCUGAGGAGGACGUUCUGCUUUGUGAGAGUCGCUACAUCGAGAGUGACAAACAGAUGAAGAAGUUCAAGGGCCUGAAGCGCUUCUCCCUCUCUGGGAAGGUGGUGGAGGACGAGAUCUAUUACUUCAGGAAGCUGAUCGUGCCCCAGAAGGAGCCAUCCCCUCUGCUGGACAGGAAGAUCGCAGUGCUGGAGGCCAAGUUUGCCGACAUGACAGAUGAGGAGUUGGAGGACCUGGGGGAGGAUGAUGGGGAGCUGGGAGACACCUCCAUACCUCAGCUCCAGAGUCCCAUGGCAGGCAGCGACAUGGACAUGCCUUACACCCCUCCACAGUCCACUCCCAAGUCCAUGAAGGGGAUGUCCAAGAAGGAGGGCUCCAAGAGGAAGAUUAACAUGAGUGGCUACAUCCUGUUCAGCAGUGAGAUGCGAGCGGUCAUCAAGGCGCAGCACCCAGACUUCUCCUUCGGGGAACUCAGCCGUCUGGUGGGCACCGAGUGGAGGAACCUGGAGUCUCCCAAGAAAGCUGAGUAUGAGGAGCGAGCAGCUAAAGUGGCCGAGCAGCAGGAGCGGGAGAGGGCAGCCCAGCAGCUGGCUUUCCCUAGAGCAGGCAUGAUGGGUACAUAUAUGCCACACAUGAUGCUGCAGGACCUAGUUGACGGCAUGUUUAGUAUGACUGGCAUGCCACCACAUCACAUGAGGUUGCCUCUCUUGCCCCAUCAUCACCUAAUGCCAGGCAUCCCUGGGUUCCCUGGCAUGCCAUACCCGGGUGUCAACACGGGUGCUCCUGGAGCCUAUGGAUCCCAGAUGAUUGGUCUUGGGCAGCAGGCCCCGCCACCCUAUCCAGGACAGGGCCAGCCUGCCCUCCAGCAGCCCUCAACACCCAUAUUUGUAGCCCCGCCACCCAAGCCCCAGCGCCUGCUCCAUUCGGAGGCGUACCUGAAGUACAUUGAGGGACUCAAUGCAGAGUCCUCCACCAUCAGCAAGUGGGACCAAACUCUCUCAGCUCGAAAGAAAGAUGUGCGGCUGACCAAAGAGCAGGAGAGCCGGCUGCCGUCCCAUUGGCUGAAGAGCAAGGGCGCCCAUUCCACCAUGGCGGACGCACUGUGGCGCCUGCGAGACCUGAUGCUGCGUGACACAAUGAACAUCCGCCAGACGUACAACCUGUAGAAUGUCUGAGCCACUGCUCCUUACACUGUCAGACAGGAAAGGGGGUUUAGGCUCAUUUAAAAAAGUGUUAAUGUUGUUGUCAUGUUAGAGUUGUCAUUCGUUUGUAGAAUUGUUAAAUGAGCUUGCUUACUCUGUUCAAGCUGUUUUGUAUUUGCAUCUUAAUUGUUCUAACAAGUGCAUUAUUAUUGUAUUAAAUGUUUCUCUGUGAUGGAUAAACGUUUUCAUAAAAAAUGAA